Molecule: messenger RNA, 2886 nt
Organism: Mizuhopecten yessoensis (Yesso scallop)
Lineage: Eukaryota; Metazoa; Mollusca; Bivalvia; Pectinida; Pectinidae
Product: PQ-loop repeat-containing protein 1-like
Exons: 6
Coding region: 176-1069 (297 amino acids)
Biological process (GO): phospholipid translocation; retrograde transport, endosome to Golgi
Cellular component (GO): trans-Golgi network; endosome
Source: RefSeq, a predicted model, not a curated record
AGACGAACACGUACCGGACGACGGACAGUAAUCUUAAUAGAUUCUACGAAUCACAUGUAUGCAACAUACCCGGUAUCAUCAUAUCACAUUCGGGUUUGAUAGUGCAAUGUCCUAAAUACUUGAAAGUGUGACAAUCAAUAACUCAACCCCUACUUAAACAAAAGCUGAGUGUGAAAUGUCAUCAUCAGACUCCCCUAUACCUGUUCAGCUCCAGGCUUUCAUGUCUGAUUUGCCCAACCACAUGUCAGGGAUGAUGCCGGAGCUCACUGUCAUGGGGAUCGUCAACUGGGUGGCAGCUGGUGCCAUGGUAUUUGGAGGAGUGGUUCCGUUCAUUCCUCAGUUCAGAGACAUCAGGCGGUCUGGUAACACAGAUGGGUUCUCUACAUUUGUCUGUCUCACACUGCUCAUAGCCAAUAUACUCAGGAUCAUGUUCUGGUUUGGAAAGCACUUUGAGUUGCCUCUUCUUGCCCAAAGUGUUAUAAUGGUGUUCACGAUGAUGAUGAUGAUGCGCCUGUGUGUACAGAUGAAGAACAAGUCAGAAAUAGUGGCGUCAAAACAACAUCAAUUUACUGAUUCUAAGAAUCACCCUCACCAAAAUGGCGACUCAGAAACCUCCCGGUCAUACCCCUCCCUGGGGAAGGCUGCGGGCAGGUCUACAUUCCUUGACUUUGACCGUCAUCAGUUUUGGCAGUGGACCGACUUCAAAAGUUAUAUCCAGUUCAUCAUGUUGUUCACGGCUAUGGUGGCACUGCUGACCUUCCUCCUCUUAAACAACAUUAUCUAUGUAGAACUUAUAGGAUUUCUAGCUGUGUUUGCAGAAGCCUUAUUAGGGGCACCACAGUUUUACAGGAAUUUCCAAAAUAAAUCAACUCAAGGAAUGAGUAAGAAGAUGGUGGGGUUCUGGACUUGUGGAGAUGUGUUUAAGACUGGUUACUUUAUCCUGCGAGAGGCACCACCCCAGUUUUGGAUAUGUGGCAUGCUGCAAGUGUCUAUAGACAUAUCUAUAUUUGUACAGGUGUUCCUCUAUAGGAACCUCCGAGCUCGUGCCCCCAAAUAUUACAGUAGUUAACCUAUAUAUAGUAGAGUUUUAAAUUCCAUUAACCCUACAGGCCGUAGGUGUAUUUGCCUGUAAGAGAAUAUAUAUAUGUUAUAUGCUAUGUUGCAGCAUUUGUUUCUAAAAUUAUCUAUCACACCAAUGUUAACCUUUUUGUUCUUUAAACUUUGAUAUACUUCAUGCUCCACUCCAUGUAUAGGUGAACACAACUAGCAGAUAUGAAUAGGUGAAUUAUCACUGUGUUAACUGUAAUAGUCCAAGCCUGCUUGUAUAAAACAUGCAUUCUCGAGAUUUCAUCCAGCCUCAGAUUGUCCAUUAUCAGUAAUUGAGAUUUUUCAUUAAUUGUGAAUAUUUCUGCCAAAACUAGAUCUAAAUUGAACAUUUGUCAUUGACAAUUAGUCAUAUUGGAGUUUAUAUAUUACAAACACAGAACUGCAAAAAAUUCAUCCCCUGACUUGUGAUUUUGUGUACAUCUGCAAAUUAUUGAAAAAAAAAAAAAAAAAAAACUUGCAUCAUUUAACACUGGAUAGAAAGAUGACUUAAAUUACCACAUAAUUUAUAAGACAAAUGUCAUAUUUGGAAUGUGCAUGCAAUGAGUGAACAGUAAGAAAUGAUUUCAUCAUUAAAAUAGAAUUAUUUUACGCUUUUCAUUUAAAAGUUUUGUAGUUUAAAGAGAUUUUAGAAUGAACAACAGUACAAUUUCUCUUGAAAUCUUAUUUAAGCUGAGUGAUGCAUGCUGCUGAAUCUCUGUUUUAUACAAGGUACAGGCUGCUGAUGUGUAUGUUCUAAAUUUAGAACUUCAUUCCUUUUUCAUUAAAAUGUUUCUGGAACUAUCCUAAACUUUCAUUUUAGCUUUUUAUAUUUUUGCUAUGUCAAGCUAAAAAGAAAACUUUGGGGUGACAUUUAUAAACCUCUUAUGAAAUAAAAUUAAGAUUUUUCUUACUAAGGAUGUAUGCAAAUACUUGUGGAAAACAUCUUUUCUGAACCCAUUGUCGCGUCCUAAUGAUCACAGCCUUAAAGACAUGUCUAUAGUCUUCCUUGCAAAGUCACAAUACACAAUAACAUUUCUUAGUUCCAGUGUCACAAUAGGAUGUCACAGGAGGUAAUACUCAAAAAAAUAAAUUAUUUGAGUAUAUGCACUGUAUAACGUAUUAGAUACGUGAUCUAAAUACACAUUUACCAUCCGUAUUUACACACAUAUAUUAUGUGUGUAUUUGUAAAUGUGUGGUAAAAGAAUUGGUGUUUUGAAAUAUACAACAUAUGGUAAACAUUGGCCUAAUUACGAAUAUAUCUUUAUUAUAUGCUCAGUAUAACAUAGUAGUCAUGUGAUAUACAUAUGUAUAUUUACUUGUUUACCACACAAGUUUAAACACAUAAAACAUAUAUCUAUAUAAAUUGGUAUGUGUGUGAAAGUUUGGUAAAAGAGUUGGCGUUGGGAAGUAUACAUAGAAUUUAUUAAUCUUGGCCUAUUUAUUUCUGAUUAGCUUAAUGACAGUUUCACAAAUUUAUUACUUAAAAUGAAUCAAUAACAUGAAAAAUUUGUAUAAAAAAUGAUACAAAUUUGAAGAUUUAUUCUGAUCACAUUGACUCCAAAAAAAAAAAAAUGGACCUUAAAAUCUGUUUGAAUACUAACUCAUUCACCCUUGAUGUUUGGUAAGGAAAGGAGUGCGCACAUACCGGUACAUGUACCUAUAAACAGAACAAACAAGCAGUCUCUGUUUUGUCAUCAGUAAUGUCCAAUGAAAACAUCACUUCUGACAUGUUUUAUUUUGAUGUUUGGCUUUGUUCAUUUCUGUUAACUCAUUCACCCCUGAAAUUUCAUAAUGAACUAU